Molecule: messenger RNA, 810 nt
Organism: Plasmopara halstedii
Lineage: Eukaryota; Oomycota; Peronosporomycetes; Peronosporales; Peronosporaceae
Product: copia proteinlike
Exons: 1
Coding region: 1-810 (269 amino acids)
Molecular function (GO): zinc ion binding; nucleic acid binding
Source: RefSeq, a predicted model, not a curated record
AUGAUGGACGAGGGUGAUGACGUGCUGCAGCACAUCAACAAGAUCAUGACGUUGGCAGAGCAACUUGACGCAGUGGGCGCUCCAGUUAGUGAAGUCGAUCCAGUAAUUACGCUUCUCACCAGCUUAAGCGAGCCGUACGCGUUCCUGAUUCCGGCGUUGGAGACAAGAUCUGACUCGUUGACGUGGGAGAUCGUGACGUCUUGGCUAAUGCAUGAAGACAAGAAACGCAAGGAACAAUGUGGCGGCGUCGAUGGAGCCGCGCACAUACAAGGGCAAGCGUUUAUAACAACGGACAAUGGACGGCGCAAGGGACGCCAAGCGACUGCUAAGGCUAGCAGUACGUGUCAUUGUUGUGGGGAGCACGGGCAUUGGAUCGCCAAGUGCAUCGUGAGAAUCCGUGAGAACGGAGAUCGGCAACGACCAGCACAGUGCACAAAUAUCACGCAGAGCAAAGACGACUCUGGUGAUUUUCUCUGCUCGGUUGGUGAAAACGCAAGAGACGCCAAGUCGAGUCACGUAUGGCUGGUUGACUCGGGUGCGACACAGCACAUGACAUUUUCAAAAGCGUUUAUGAAGAAUUACAAGGGUAUUUCUCCAGUGGACGUUCAUCUCGCAGACAAAGGUUUUGUUCAAGCAAUCGGAACUAGAGACAUUGCAGUGGCCCAUGGAAUCAAGAAGGGUAUGCUUCGCGGAGCAUGGUAUAUUCCACAGGUAUUGCGCAUUUUUUUCUCCGUUGGACGUUUUACGAAGGAUGUUGGCCCAGUCACGUUCGAAAGCGAUAGCUGUUUUGCCAAUGUAAAAGAAAUGUAG